CCAUCUGUCAUUGGUUCAUUCUGAUGUAGCCGAUGCUCUGCGAAGUUUUGCAAGAAUUGAAAAAAAAAAUAUUGUGUUUCAAAAUAAGCUUUCAAAUCUCUCAUCCGGCACAGAAUAACGAUAUUUUGCAAAAUUAAAAAGUGACAAACUGAAUCGAUUAUUAUUUCGAAAUUUGUUUCGCAUUUCUCCCUACAUAAUGGGCAAAAGAAAAGCCACGAACAACGCAAAUAAUCCAAAUCAAGAAAUAUGUGACUUUUUAUUGGAACUAGCAGAUUUUGAGCGUAAUGUCAGUAAAAAUGUUUACAAGUACAAUGCGUAUCGCAAAGCAGCUGGAACAUUAAGCGCUUUACCAGAGAAAGUUUGCAGCGGGGAAGAAGCAAAGAAAUUACCUGGUAUAGGAGUAAAAAUUGCAAAGAAGAUAGAUGAAUUUCUUCAAACUGGAAAACUGCAAAAACUGGAAGAUAUUAGAAAAGAUGAAAAUAACAUCGCUAUUAGUUUAUUGGCUCGGGUAUCUGGCAUAGGUCCUGCCAAGGCCAAAGAAUUAGUAGAUGCUGGCAUCAAAACAUUAGAAGAUCUUAAGAAACAUCAAAACAAGCUCACGCAUCAUCAAAAGUUGGGAUUGAAAUAUUUUGAUGACUUUGAGAAAAAAAUACCUAGAGCAGAAAUUGUACAGAUAGAAAAGAUACUAAAAGAUGCUAUCAAAGAAAUUAAUCAUGAUUAUCUUGUUACUAUUUGUGGAAGUUACAGACGAGGCAAAGAAGAAAGUGGAGAUAUUGAUGUUCUUGUCACACAUCCUAAUUAUAUAUCAAAAGCAAAAGAUGCGAAAAAGAAAGCUGUAUCAUUGAAAACAAUUGUUGAAUGCCUUGAGAAAGAAUUGAUCACAGAUACAAUAUCUCUUGGAUCUACUAAAUACAUGGGAGUAUGUCAAUUGUCGGAGGAUAAACCUUUCAGGAGGUUGGACAUACGAUUGACAUUUUAUGAUCAAUAUUAUUGUGCUAUACUGUAUUUCACAGGAAGUGAUUUGUUCAACAAAAAUAUGAGAGCACAUGCAUUAGAGAAGAAAUACACUUUAAAUGAAUAUGCACUUAAAUCUCUUACAGUUGAAGGUUGCCCAGGAGAACCUGAAAAAAUUACAUGCGAAGAAGAUAUCUUUAAGAUCUUAGAUUUACCCUAUAAAGAUCCAAAAGAUAGAAAUGUAUAAAUAGUAAAAUAUUUAUAUAUCAAUACUAAUGUAUUAUUGCAUAAAUUAUUGUGUUGUUUGUUUCAUAUUAUUUAUAUUGUAUAAUUCACUACUUAUUGAAAAAGGAUGUAAUAAUUUAAUUCUA
Nylanderia fulva is the source of this 1325-nucleotide messenger RNA. RefSeq names its product DNA polymerase beta. Gene Ontology annotation, molecular function: DNA-directed DNA polymerase activity; DNA binding. Gene Ontology annotation, cellular component: nucleus. NCBI's taxonomy places the organism in Eukaryota, Metazoa, Arthropoda, Insecta, Hymenoptera, Formicidae. Gene Ontology annotation, biological process: double-strand break repair via nonhomologous end joining; base-excision repair. The record is from RefSeq and is a predicted model, not a curated record.